UGCGCAUACACGUUCGUUGGGUUUUUCAUGUGUUUCCUCGAUCCAUCCCGUAGGAGAGCCUCAAGCAUCCUCUGGUUCUCUGAUCACAGUCAAUUGUUUCUCCUGAUCACCUAGAGAAAAUGGGUUCAGAAAUCAACUGAGCAUGAGUUUCUGGAUCUAAAGCAGCCCUAGUUCCUUCGGAUCCAGGGACACAGUCUCCUCCCUUAACCCCCCAAAAAGAAGGCAGGAGUGGGCGGUGCAUUGUGAAGAGCUAGGAUGCCAUCACUGGAAUCCAAUGACUCAGAAACAGCCACAAUGGCAUUGGGGCUUCUUCCGUUGGCCAGUGCUGCUCAGCAGCCUUAUGUCUCCGAGCUCCUCUCCUUCACUCUCGAUCGUCUCCACAAGGAGCCUGAGCUACUGAGGGUGGAUGCUGAGCGUAUAAGGAGGCAGAUGCAAGAAGUGGCUGUCUCCAAUUAUAGGGCUUUCAUUGCUGCAGCUGAUGCUUUGCAGUCCAUUCGCUCAGAAGUGAGCUCCAUGGAUAACCAUCUCGAAUCUCUGAUUUCAGAGAUUCCUAAGCUCACAGCUGGUUGCACAGAAUUUAUUGACUCUGCUGAGCAAAUACUGAGGAAGAGAAAGCUGAAUCGAACGUUACUUGCAAAUCAUAGUACUCUACUUGACUUGCUUGAGAUUCCUCAAUUAAUGGACACAUGUGUACGAAAUGGUAAUUAUGAUGAAGCCCUUGACUUGGAGGCGUUUGUAACCAAGCUUUCAACAAUGCAUCCAAGGUUGCCUGUUAUUCAAUCGUUAGCAGAGGAGGUUAGUCAGACUACCCAAUCAAUGCUUUCUCAACUUCUCCAGAGACUUCGUUCAAAUAUCCAGUUGCCUGAAUGCCUUCGUAUCAUUGGAUAUCUACGCCGCAUAGGGGUAUUCACUGAGUCUGAAAUGCGUCUACAGUUUCUGAGAUGCCGAGAGGCGUGGCUUGUGGGAAUUAUAGAUGACUUGGACCAGAGAAAUGUUUAUGAAUACUUAAAAGGCAUGGUGAACUGCCACAGGAUGCAUCUUUUUGAUGUUGUUAAUCAAUACCGAGCCAUAUUUGCAGACGACACAUCUGGUAGUGAAGAGAAUUACGAUGGUGGACUUCUCUUUAGCUGGGCUAUGCAUCAAAUAGAAUCACAUUUGAAUGCUCUUAAGUCCAUUUUACCUAAGAUUUCAGAUGGUGGAUCCUUAUCAAAUAUCCUUGACUUGUGCAUGUAUUGUGCUAUGGGUCUUGGAUGGGCUGGUCUGGAUUUCCGAGGCUUACUCCCUCCACUUUUUGAAGAAGCAGUACAUAAUCUAUUCUCAAAAAAUAUGAGUACGGCAGUUGAAAAUUUUCAGAUUGUCUUGGAUUCACACCGUUGGGUUCCACUGCCACCUGUGGGUAUUACAACCCGAGUUGGUAAUGAUGAAAGUCAUGAUGAUGUGACUCCACCGUCUUCUUUAAUGGAACAUCCACCUAUUGCCGUAUUUGUAAACGGUGUAUCAGCAGCCUUGAACGAGCUACGGCCAUGUGCACCUUUAAGCUUAAAACAUGCUCUUGCUCAAGAAGUCGUGAGAGCUCUACAGGCUGUCUCAGAUUCCCUGACGAGGUAUAAUGCCACUCGCAUGCUUAGAGAGAACGAAUCCACUCUUUUUCUUUCACUCUGCCGCACUUUCAUUGAGGUUGUGUGCCCAUACUGUGUUAUGUGUUUCGGUCGAUGUUAUCCUGGUGGAGCUGCAAUUAUAGAUUUCAAGGAUUCAUUUGCUGGACUUCGCCGUCUCCUUGCCUCUGCUCCCUCACCUAUAGUAAGGGGACUCCCUCCUAGGUCCGUUGAUAUCCCUAAUGUAAGCACUGAAGGAAAUCUUGCAACUCAAAAUGGGGACGCAUCUCCUCGAGUGGACAAAGUUUCAGAAGAAACAUAUGUUAGCUCUUCAAAUCAAAAUCAAGGUGAGUCGGGACAGUCUUCCUCACCAGAAGCACCUAGCAGGCUGCAACAAGACUUGUAACUUCCAUUCUUUGAAACACUUACCUGAAGAAAUUAUUUGGGGGAACCCUCUAAGAAUUCAUUUGAAAUGACAAGAUUUGGUUGGUUCAUUGAUGUUACACACUCAAAAGGUGUAUUUUGUUUCAUUUUGUAGAAGAAAUGUAUGUCUAUAUUGUGAGACACCUAUUUGCUACGACUGUCAAGAAUUCGGUGUCGAAUUUAUAGGUAUUUGUCUUCUGAGGAAGUACGCUAAUGUGUCUGCUGCCAGAUCCAUUCAUAGUAGUUGAGCAAAGUCCAUUAUUCGCUUUAUUUGGCCCCUUACACUGGAUGUUGUGAGCUGCCGUAUUGUACUUCAAGUAAUCUGUUAUUCCUUUC
Amborella trichopoda is the source of this 2354-nucleotide messenger RNA. RefSeq names its product conserved oligomeric Golgi complex component-related / COG complex component-like protein. Gene Ontology annotation, cellular component: COG complex. NCBI's taxonomy places the organism in Eukaryota, Viridiplantae, Streptophyta, Magnoliopsida, Amborellales, Amborellaceae. The record is from RefSeq and is a predicted model, not a curated record. Gene Ontology annotation, biological process: intra-Golgi vesicle-mediated transport.